Messenger RNA from Cuscuta campestris, 2018 nucleotides. Lineage: Eukaryota; Viridiplantae; Streptophyta; Magnoliopsida; Solanales; Convolvulaceae. The record is from the annotation of a GenBank genome assembly.
GUAGCUGAAAAGUCGGCAUCUUGGUGCGGAAGAUGAACAAGAAAGGUCUCGCAGUUCUCAUGCGGACCAAAGUGCGUCCCUCCAUAUCACCACCUUCUCCGAACACAUUUCAAAAAAUGAAGACCUCUCCCCGGGAAAGCGCCCCAAUUUCUCCUCCCUCUACAUCCUCCGAUUCCGAAAGUGGUAUCAGGGACUUUACUCAAGUAAGGGAUUGGAUGCACUCUGCAAUAUCAAUGAACAAGGCAGAAAUUUUAGAUGCUGCUCUAGAUGAGUUUUCUGAGGGUUAUGUUUGUCUUUCCCAUGAAAGUCGUCGGAAAUUACUUCUUGCACUUGGCCAAGAUUAUGAUCUCCACCGGGCUCAAGUUCGCGAGUUGAUGAAACAAUAUCUUGAUCUUCAGCUUCCAAGUGAUAAGGCUGAAAACAGUGGGAAUGAAGAGGAAGGCUCACUUUCUGCUUUCUACAGGAUAGAGCGGAAUCUGAGGCAUGCUUUGAAGCCAAUGUAUGAAGUUCUCUUUGAGCGCCUCAAUACGCAUCCCGGAGGGUUGAAGUUCCUAUCUGAUAUGCGGGCUGAUAUUAUUUCGAUUCUCGCGGAUGAAAAUGUGGCAUCAUUGAGAGCAUUAGAUUCCUUCUUGAAAGAAAAACUUGUUACAUGGCUCAGCCCUGCAAAUCUAGAGCUCCACAAUAUAACAUGGGAUGAUCCUGCAUCUUUGUUGGAGAAGAUUGUGGCAUAUGAGGCUGUACAUCCAAUAAGCAAUCUCAUAGAUCUCAAAAGAAGGCUGGGAGUAGGCCGUCGUUGCUUUGGUUAUUUCCAUCCAGCAAUACCUGGUGAACCUCUUAUUUUUAUUGAAGUAGCACUUAUGAAAGAUGUGGCUCAGACAAUACAGGAGGUCUUAUGGGAUGAUCCUCCAGCGCUUGAAUGUGAUGCUAGUUGUGCCCUAUUUUACUCUAUUUCAUCUACUCAGCCUGGUUUAUCAGGGAUUAACCUUGGAAAGUUUCUAAUCAAGCGUGUGAUUGAUGUGGUAAAGAAGGAUUUGCCCAACAUCUAUACAUUUGCAACACUAAGCCCUAUUCCUGGUUACAUGCAAUGGCUGCUUUCUAAGUUGGCUUCUUCAGAGAGAUCAACUCCUACUUUUAGGGAGAACUUGCUUAAUCCAGACGAAGAAAGAGCCAUUUUAGAUGCUUCCGGAGAAUUGAAUACAGGAAGAAGUGGUAUGGAAGUUCUGUGGAAUCUGUUGGCAUCAAAGGACUAUGAGUGGACAAAUUCAAUGAUCUUGACAUCUGUGCUUAGAGCCCCUCUUAUGCGACUUUGUGUGAGGUACCUUGUGCACGAGAAGAAGAGAGGAAAGGCUCUCGACUCUGUCGCCAAUUUCCACUUACAAAAUGGGGCAGUAUGAUAAGUAGAUAUUAAUAAAUUGGUUUUUAUUUAUGACAAUUAAACGUGCAUUAAAAUGUCUGACAACUGUGACAAGUGAUUAUGUCGGAUGAAACGAAAUUUAUGUUCGUUAAUAAAUUCAAUUGUAGAUGGUUGGAAGACUUAAUUGGAUGGCCGACAGAUCCGAAAAGGGCCUUAAGCAAAGUGGCGGUAUAAUGGUAAAUUACAUAUAUAGGCUGGAGAAUAUUGAAGAAAAUGCUCAGUCCUAUAUUAGUGGAGGACAUAUCCAAACAUCCUCUGAUGUCAUACUCUUUUGAGGAUGAUCAACAAGAUAGAAAGGAUUAGUACUAUAUGUCCAAAUUGUAUAAUCUCUGUUCUCAUCAUACAGGUGCACAUGUGAUUAUUAUUAUGCAAUCUUGGAGUCCCAUUGUAAAAUAUUGAAUCUUUGGCAGCCUAUAUAUGUGAUAAUUAAGUGUUCUUGGAAUAUUUUUAUAUAAUCUCAAAUUUAUGGGUGCAUUUGUAUGAAUUAAAAAAACAAAUUAUAUAUGGACUUUGCUCGGUGAUAAUACAUCAAUUUAUUGCUUAUGUCGAGAUCCAUACUUAACAUACGGACUUUAGGCAUGUACAAAAAAUUAGUGUUUAAAUU